Molecule: messenger RNA, 1635 nt
Organism: Gossypium raimondii (Peruvian cotton)
Lineage: Eukaryota; Viridiplantae; Streptophyta; Magnoliopsida; Malvales; Malvaceae
Product: probable envelope ADP,ATP carrier protein, chloroplastic
Exons: 10
Coding region: 130-1299 (389 amino acids)
Biological process (GO): transmembrane transport
Cellular component (GO): thylakoid membrane
Molecular function (GO): ATP transmembrane transporter activity
Source: RefSeq, a predicted model, not a curated record
CGAAGACUUUGCUCACUGAUUGCUUUGGUCUCUCUGCUUCCCACUCUCUAUGCUAUGCAGUAACCUCUGCAUCGCCUUAUAUCUUACCUACCCUUAGUUUCCAAUUUCCCUUACCUAUCCCAAUCCACCAUGGGAGAAACCAAAAGCAGAAGUAAAGCCAUUAUACGUUUCCAAAGCAUUCAGGAUCUUUCUCCCUUGGAAACCACGACGCUCGAUGACCCUCUCUACCUCAACGCCCGCCUCUGCUACAAUCUCAGCGACAGCCGUGGCACUGCUCGUAAUUAUUUUGCCUGUCUUUCGAUUUCGGAGAAGAGAGAGCAGCGACAAGGUUUCGAGCCUACUCCGGUGCAGCUCCUCAACCACCCUUUGGCUGCUCUAUCUUACGUACCCAAAGACGCUGCCAUUUUCGCAGCUGGUGCCGUCGCCGGAGCCGUUGCUAAAACCGUCACGGCUCCUCUCGAUCGAAUUAAGCUUCUUAUGCAGACGCAUGGGGUGAGAGCUGGGCAAGAGAGUGCAAAAAAGGCUAUUGGUUUCAUUGAGGCGAUUGUAUUGAUUGGGAAGGAAGAAGGGAUUAAAGGUUACUGGAAGGGCAACCUUCCUCAGGUGAUAAGAGUCAUACCUUACAGUGCUGUCCAACUCUUUGCAUAUGAAACUUACAAGAAACUUUUCAAGGGAAAAGACGGCGAGUUAUCGGUUGUUGGAAGACUUGCUGCUGGAGCUUGUGCUGGCAUGACAUCUACUUUUAUAACAUAUCCAUUAGAUGUCCUCAGACUACGCUUAGCUGUGGAACCAGGGUACCGGAAAAUGUCUGAGGUUGCUUUGACCAUGUUGCGAGAGGAAGGUUUUGCAUCCUUUUAUUAUGGUCUUGGACCUUCUCUCAUUGGCAUAGCUCCAUAUAUUGCUGUGAACUUUUGCAUAUUUGACCUCGUGAAGAGGGCUUUGCCAGAAAAAUAUCGUCAGAAGACUCAAGCAUCUCUACUAACAGCUGUAGUGUCAGCUCUUGCUGCUACUGUCACUUGCUAUCCUUUAGACACAGUGAGAAGACAAAUGCAGAUGAGAGGCACACCAUACAAGUCAGUUUUGGAAGCCAUUCCAGGUAUCAUUGAACGGGAAGGAGUUAUUGGCUUGUAUAGAGGCUUUGUUCCCAAUGCAUUGAAAAACCUACCAAACAGCAGCAUUAGGCUUACCACCUUCGACAUUGUCAAACGUCUAAUAUCAGCUAGUGAGAAAGAGUUUCAGAAGAUUGUGGACGAAAACCGCCUUAAAGAAAAGCAGGAAACCAAUGUUGGAGAACCUUGAUCCUCAUGAUCUUCAAGUCACAUUUUUAAAGUUUGUCUGGUGUCCAUUUUUCCUUUGGAGCUCACGAUUUGCUAGAAUCACCCUGUAUUUGUGAGAAUUCCACGCUUAGAUUAGUGCUGGGAAUGUUCCCUAGAUUGCCAAAAGUUGCUGUAGUCAGCUUGGUGUUUUUUUUUUUGGUUCAUUUUUAGGUGGUGGAACUGCAAUCUAAUUUCCACCAUAAUGGUACGAAAUUUGCAGUACCAAGUAAUCAUGUAUUGUACAAGCAAAUGCUUAAGUUGCCACUUAAUUUUGUAAGACAAUUGUUCCCGCUGCAACAACGACUACAAUGUUUGAUCU